AUGUCUAUUCUAGAGAAAGAGAUGAAGUACAGUGAUGUAUCAUGGGAGCAACUGAACCAAAGCUUUCCUGAAGAAUUCAUUUUAUUAGGAGUGGCUGACCACCCCCACUUGGAGAUGUUCCUCUUUGCCAUCAUCCUGCUCUGCUACACGAUGACCCUCAUGGGCAACACAACCAUCAUUGUGGUGUCAUGGCUGGAUCCCAGUCUUCACACUCCCAUGUACUUCUUCCUCAGCAACCUAUCUUUUCUUGAUCUAGGUUUCACCACCAGUCUUGGCCCACAGAUGUUGGUAAAUUUCUGGAGGAAAAGAAAGACCAUCACCUAUGUGGCCUGCGUGGUCCAGCUGUACAUCUCUCUUGCACUUGGCUCUGCAGAGUGUAUUCUGUUGGCGGUCAUGGCUUAUGACCGCUAUGCUGCAGUGUGCCAACCUCUGCAUUACACUACUAUUAUGAGCCAUUCCAUAUGUCUCAAAAUGGCUGUCGUCUCCUGGGUGAGUGGCUUCUGUACAUCACUAUUGCAAACAGUGAUGACUCUUAAGCUUCCUUUCUGUGGAAAUAACAAGGUGGAUCAUUUUUUCUGUGAAGUGCCGGCAUUGCUGAAAUUGGCCUGUGUGGACACAUCUGUCAAUGAAGCUGUACUGUUUGUUUCCAGUGUGAUCUUCCUUCUAGUACCACUUAGUCUCAUCAUAGUGUCGUAUGCCUACAUUGGUGCUGCUGUGCUGAAGAUCCGCUCAGUGGAAGGCAGGCGCAAGGCGUUCAGCACCUGCACCUCCCACUUGAUUGUGGUGUCACUUUUCUAUGGCACAAUAAUUUUCAGCUAUCUCCAGCCCCCGUCUAACUACUCCCGUGACAUUGGCAAGAUGGUUUCCCUGUUCUAUACAUUUGUCACUACCAUGCUUAAUCCAUUAAUUUAUACGCUGAGAAACAAAGAAAUCAAGGGAUCAAUAUCCCACUAG
Heteronotia binoei (common prickly gecko) is the source of this 954-nucleotide messenger RNA. RefSeq names its product olfactory receptor 2G3-like. Lineage: Eukaryota; Metazoa; Chordata; Lepidosauria; Squamata; Gekkonidae. Gene Ontology annotation, cellular component: membrane. The transcript is spliced from 3 exons. Gene Ontology annotation, biological process: G protein-coupled receptor signaling pathway. The record is from RefSeq and is a predicted model, not a curated record. Bases 1 to 954 code for a protein of 317 amino acids. Gene Ontology annotation, molecular function: olfactory receptor activity; G protein-coupled receptor activity.